Danio rerio (zebrafish) is the source of this 1354-nucleotide messenger RNA. NCBI's taxonomy places the organism in Eukaryota, Metazoa, Chordata, Actinopteri, Cypriniformes, Danionidae. The record is from RefSeq and is a predicted model, not a curated record.
AAAACUGGUAAAUCAGGUCAAGUAGGUUACAUACGUUUGUUGUUUACAGUGGCUGAAAUGAGAUCUACAGGAAGAAUAAAAUACACGACAUCUUUAUUUUAAAGCACAAGAAAUUUUUCAUGAAGACAAUGCUCUUUCUUUUGUAUCUGUUGUCAUGUUUAACAUUCACUGAUGCAGGUUUUCACUCACUUCUGGUAUUAGCAACAUAUGUGGAUGGACAGACACCAUUUCCAGAGUUAAGUGUUGUAGUCAUGUUAGAUGAUGUGCAAAUAAUUUAUUAUGACUCAGAUACAUGGAGGGUUUUCCAUCGCAGCCCAAGUGAUUCAAAAUACUAUGAUGAAGACCAAAGUGAUGCUGAUGCUGUAUUCCAUGAUACGUAUGAUGAAAUGAAAUACAGAGUCUUGCAUCUAAAAAAUCAGCUAAAUCACACUGAUGGUAUAACUGUCCUUCAAAGAAUUGUUGGAUGUGAAUUGUUCAAUGAUAAACCUGGAAUCUAUCAUUUAUGGGAUGCUCAUGAUGGAAAAACUAUAGAGAAGUUCACCUUUAACAUAUACAAUCAUGAAUUCCAGCUGAAAAACCAAUGGUUUAGAACAUGGGACCAAGUUAUGAUACAACAGAAAAGGAUUGUACAUGAAAAUAUUUAUUAUCCUGUUUGCAUUAAAGUUUUAAGAAGGUACCUGAAUGUGGAAAAAAACAGUGUGAUGAGAAAAGUGAAACCCAGAGUCAGACUCAUGAAGAAGAAACUUCCAGAUUCUCAAGGGCUUCAGAUCAGCUGUCUGGCCACUGGUUUUUACCCGCGUCACAUUAACCUGACCCUGUUCAGAGAUGCUGAGCCUGUAGAUGAUGAUCAGAUCAUAGGAGGAGAGAUUUUGCCCAAUGGAGACGGGAUGUACCAGAUGAGGAAGAGUUUGAUUGUUAGUAAAGAAGAACUGGAUGAAGGACAUGAAUACACCUGCACAAUGAAACACCUCAAUCUGGACAACAAACUGGACAUUGUGUUUGAUGUGUCUGGAACUGUCCCAGGAUGCUUCAGUGUGUCUGUGGUGAUCAGUGUGCUGGUGUUCAUGUGUGUGUCUGUCUUCAUCAUAACUAAACUCAUUAUGAGGAGGAAGAGACAAGAUACUGGACGAGGCUCUGAAAAGUGUGAUUACUCCCCGACUAUAUGUAGGUAUUAUGAUGUAAAAUUCACCAUCAUAUCUGUUCUCUAAGGUUAAGUUUGGACAAGACAGCCUAAAAAUAAUAAUUUCCUUUAUUUCAGCUUCUUCGCAAGAUGAAAUAUGAAUAUUGAGACUGCAUAUUAAACUCAUGAGAAUGGGAAGAUGCCUGUUGACAAAUAAAAAUAGCUAUAAACCCA